This is a messenger RNA of Parasteatoda tepidariorum (common house spider), 6071 nucleotides long. RefSeq lists its product as uncharacterized. Gene Ontology annotation, biological process: regulation of transcription by RNA polymerase II. Gene Ontology annotation, molecular function: RNA polymerase II transcription regulatory region sequence-specific DNA binding; DNA-binding transcription factor activity, RNA polymerase II-specific. The record is from RefSeq and is a predicted model, not a curated record. Lineage: Eukaryota; Metazoa; Arthropoda; Arachnida; Araneae; Theridiidae.
UGCGUUAAGCCUCCAAUCCCUACACGUAACAGGGGUUUCGUUCUGAUAACGGUAAAGUAAUGCGGCGUUGUAUUAUCUAUUUGCGCUUUUAUAUAAUAAAAUGAUUAUCUUACCGUGAUACAAAUGAUAAAAUUGAUUGAAAGUAGCUUCCUCGGUCUUGGUAAUUAACUGCCAUAUUUUAAUGUGCCUUUCUCCAAGAAAAAAUACUAUUUGCCUUAUUUGUACCCCGUCCAGCUCAUUUGCGUUCCACGUUGUCCGUUCUCGGAGGUCCAAUCCAGACCACGGAAGGUGGCAUCGUGCCGGAUUUGACCGACCACCACUCCAACACUUUUAAAAAUACUAUGGGCAUAUCAGAUAAGAUCGAACGUCAGGAGUGCAUUAGCGAAGCCGCCCGCACCCUUAACCUCAUGGAAGCCCACCAAAAGGAUCAACAGCCUCAUCAUCGAAAACCAAUUCAUCAUCAUCACAAACUAUCUGUUGUGCACCUUGUAGGGGAUAAAUCCCCUAGACCAGCUUCAAGUCCAGAACAAAUGAAACCAUGCCAACAAGAUGCUGUGGCAGAGGACUUGUCAGUGACCGGUGGUAAUGAUGAGGUGGACAGUGGUGAUGAAAAUAUCAGUGUGGCUGAUGAUGAUGGUGAGAACAACAAAGGAUCAGCUUCUGCAGAAUCUUUGAUGGAAGGAGAUGAUUUUCCAAAGAGGAAGAUACGUAGAUACAGGACAACUUUUACCAGUAAUCAACUUGAUGAAUUGGAAAGAGCUUUUGCACGGACUCAUUAUCCUGAUGUUUUCACAAGAGAAGAACUUGCUAUGAGGGUUGACUUGACUGAAGCCAGAGUUCAAGUAUGGUUUCAAAAUCGCCGAGCAAAAUGGCGGAAGCAAGAAAAAGCAGCUGGUGGACAAUCACAAAGUCAAGGCUACAAUCCCUAUUCAGCAUCUACAGCGCUACCGUCCUUACCAGCAUCUGCACCAGGAUCUGGAAAACCAUUCAGUGCUCUGAGCUAUCCUAGAUCGUAUGACCUUGGUCUUUUGAACGCAGCAGCAGUAGCUCACCAUCACCAUCAUCCACAAUUUCCUCCACCUUAUUUACCACCACCUGGCUUAUCAGGACUGUUUCGCCCAGCUCCUAGUUUCUUGACUCAAGCUGGCUAUUCCCUUCGAGAUUUGCCUUACACUAGCUUAUUUCCAGCAGCAUUAUCUUCACCUUAUUCCGUAACUGGUUCAUUUCCUCCAACAUCAUUUCAAACAUUACUCGCUAACUUAUCAGCACAGAACAGGCCAAAGCUUACAACUUCUCCUGAACUAAGUCCUGUUGCCACGGAACCAUAUCCUAGCCUACUUGCGACGAGCACUGCAAGUGCUAAUUCUGCUCCUGCAACUGUUUCACAACCAUCCCCUACUGUAACUCCACCCGCAGCAUUGCCACGUUCAUCAACUGGUUCUCCCGUAUCACCACCAGCUACAAGUCCUGUGGAUUUUGAUCGAAGAAGUUCGAGCAUAGCUGCUCUAAGACUUAAAGCUCGAGAACAUGAAGUGCGUAUGGAGUUGUUGAGAAAAGCGAAUGGGGAAGUGAGUUGAGUUAAAUGAGCGACACAAAAACUUAUAGAAUAUUUAUAAUACUGUGGCUGAGAGAAAAUGCAGCAGUGGAUUUUCUAACAUGGCAACGUCCAAAGAAUUUAUCAUGAAACUUUAAAACUCGUUUCGUGAAAUUACACUGAACGGACAUUCUAUUGAUUUCAUUUGAAUAACUGCAGAUUGUUUUCAUGACUUAAAACUUUUCCAAUUUCUUGUCUUUCAUCAUUUAGUCAAGUUGACAGUAACAGUUCGGGUGGUGGGCAAAUGCCAUCUUUGACAACAAAAUAUUUUUGAACUAUAUGAACAGUUUUGCUUUGUUUGUGCCUCAAACUUUUAUAAAACCAAAGGUUGUGUAAAUUUGUGUUUAUUGUAUCAUUUAUCUGAUGACGCUCAUUGUGAGUUAGCUCAAUAGAGUGGAAAGAUCCGACUUUACAAAAUACCCUUAAAAAGUCUUUCAAUAAAGAAACUACAUCAAAUGUCACUUAUUAUAUCAAGUGCGUGGUGUUUUGGGAAGCUAAUACUAAAAGUCGAGUUUCGAGGAAAUAAUGCUCUCUUACUUAACAACUUACAGAAAAUUCACGACUACGGUUGAGGCGAUUGGUUUAAAUGCCUACUUUAUGUCUUUACAGAGUUUGCAUUUGAGUCAAUAUUUAUGAUGCUUAUUAGAAAGUAAUGAGAUUGAAUAACGCGUAAAGUUAUGUUUUCCUCAUCAAAACAUUCUAAUAUUUAUGUUAACAGAACUAUUUUAAAUACGAGCUGAGAUGAUUUUUGCUAAUUUUGUAACAGAAAACUAAUGAUAUGUUUUGUAUUGUGGUCGCUGUUUUUAUUCAAGAAACUAAAAAAUAAGAAAAUAGUUUUUAUAAUAAUAUUUUUAAAAAUCUAAAGAAAGCUAGUUUAAAAAAAUACUUUGGAUUAUCUAUAAUAAUCUAAGCUGGUUUUAAAACUAAAGAUCUCUGUUUAUCAAAAAAACAGUGAUUUUCUUUAAAUCUUCCAGUGUGCAUUAGUCAUUCAAAUCUUAAAUUCUCCUACUAAGAAAAUUAAUGAAUUUAUUUUAUUGAUUCAAAUCUAAAAAUAAAUUCACUUAAAUAUUUAAUUGCUUUCUUUCAGCAGUCUAUAAAAGAAAGUACUCAUGCAUUUUCUUCUUCCCUUCAAUUGAAAUAUUUAUCAAUCUUUUGAAAAACGGUUUAUGCAAAUUUAGUUUUAGAGAAUUUAGGUUUCAACUUUCUGAAAAUGGGACAAACUUUAAUGUAAUUGCAAACUUAAGUUUUUGACUUGAAUAAUAAGCGAGCAAUUAUAUCGGCUCUCUGAAAUUUCAGCCAGGUUUUAUUUUACUUAUCGAUUAAUGCGAAAAAAAAAUAAUUAAAUAUAAAUCUACGCGAAAUAAAUUGCGAAAAUUGUUUCGAUGAUUGUUUAAUAUAUUAAAUAUCAAGGAAAAUUUCAGUACCGAACAUAGAUUUAAAAAUUCUGGGAAAUUUUUUUUUAGGGUGACUUAGUCUCACUACGUGGUUGGAUGAAGGUUAAUCAGUUUAAAAAGUUGCUGGAAUUAUAGACAAUUAAAAAUCUUAAUAGAAAUAAAUAACAUGUGACAAUCUGAAAAAGUAAGAUAUUUGGAUUAAAAAACAUAUUAUGGUCUGUUGUAUGAAUAUAACUUUUUUUCUGCCAGGUUAUUAAUCAAGACGGUGCUGAUAACGAAUAUGUGCUUUGUAAACAAUUUCCUGCUGUUGCCAGACUUUUAUUUUUACGCGUGUUUAUAAAUUCACUAAAUUAUCACAGCAAACCUUCUUCCCUUAAGUUUUUCAAUUGCACCAGUUAAAAAACACAGCUCCGGGGGGGAGGGGGGGAGUGCUCAUUGAGUCACAAACAAUGUAUAUCUAAUUUUCUCUAAAAUUAUUUUCUACAAGUCAGACUUUACAGUGAGAGGGAAUAAUUUUCGGAGUAUAAAAAUAAAGUAUUCUCUUUAAAAUCGUUAAAAUAUAACACGCCUCUCACAAGCAACUGCAACGCGUCUAUCCGGACUGUCCUAAAAUCGGACCUGACUGUUCUAAAAACGCGUCACAAAAUCACAAAAAUAAUUCUCUUGUCAUAAAUUUGACGUAAUUAAUUUUUAAUUACCUUUAUUCAAAUUUUACCAAGAAAAAAAAACACGUAAGUCUUUGGUUGUUAAUGAAGUAAUUCUUUGAUUUUUGAGUUCAACUUAAAAGCAACUUUUUGCAAUUCCCAUAAAAAUUUUAAACUUUUUUACUAGUUUGCAUUUUGUAAGUAUUUUAGUUAGUAUAAUAAUUCAACGACUUUUUUUAGAAUGUUAUAUCACCUUGAUUUUUUUUUUAAUAUUUUGCGUUACGUCCCAAAAUUUAAUUUGCUUCAAACAAAAUUUUUGUUAUUGAGAUUUUAGCACUUUUAUUGAAGUUUUCGCAAUAUUUAAAUUCAUACCUAAAAUAUUUUUAAAAAUUCGGACUUCAGCCUUACUUAUUUUAUAAGGGAAGAUUCCAAUAAGCUCCCAACUGAGUAAAUUGAUUGUUUAAAAUAAACUUUUGGCAUUGAAGAAAACAAAGUAUCAAUCCUGAUUCUAAUAAACUUUGAAUUGUUUUCAUUUUUUAGUAAAAUCAUUGAAUAAUCUUUGUAUCUAAAGACUAAAAGUAUCACGUGUAAUUAAUAUAGAAUUUAGAAAGUAAAAAUGAAACAAAAAUCUCGAAUUGUAGCCAUACAAUAAAUUAUUGCUAUAAACAAAGUACUCAUUGAUGUAUAGAUGUAAAUGUUGUUACUAUUUUACCAAAGUUGAAUUUAUUUAUAUGAUCAUGAUCUUGCACUUUCCUGUAUUUAAUAAUAAUAAAUGUAUACCUUUUCAUCUUUUAACUUAUUACAUUACUUUUUAAACAUAAAUGCAAAAUGUAGUAAUUUUCAGCAAUAUUUGUAAUAUAUUAUGAAAUGAUUCCCUUUCGAGACUAUUUAACAUUUUUUGCGGUAUAAUCUGGAAAAAAUAUAAGUCAAAUAAAAAAAAUUGAUUUCUGCUUAAUAAAUUAAUUUUAAAUUGCACUCGAAUCACAUCUAACAUCUAUCAAUAACUUUAAUUAUUUUUAACAAACGUAUUUUAACGCAAAAUAAUUAUACAAGUCGGAAAUAUAAAUUACAUUUGAUGUCUCCUCGUAAAUACAUCCUGUUUUUAGAAUUAUUCAACGAAUUUAUUUUUCAAUUGAGAAAUGGUUUUUACUUUAAAUUAAAGUUAUUAUAACCCCUUGAGAAGUUUGAAGUUCAAAUCUUUGAGACAUACAGGGUGAUUCAUAAUGAUCACCAAUAAAAUAUAUUUAAAAAAAAUUUGGCGAAGAUAAAGUAAAAAAAUGAUACAUAUUUGGAACGCAUAAAUUAUAUUUAAGCGAGGAAAAAAUAAAACGCUGUAGAAAUCGGUUGAAUCACUACUGAGAAAGAUGGAAUAUUAAAAAAAUGAAGUUUGCAUUUAUUAAAACAUAAAAACAUAUUGAAUUAAACAGUUUCAAAUGCAAUGUGAUGUACAAAUAUUGUUGCAAAUUGAUGUAUGGUAUUAAAAAAUACUAUGGUAUACACAUAUAAUUUAUAUUUUUUGAAUUAUGUAACAUGCAUAUAAAUGUUCUGUUUUCAGAAACUAUGCAGUGAUACUUCAUAGUUAUAUUUUUGUAUCAAAGUGUAUUGAAUGAAACCGUCCAAACAGUACGUUAAAUUCCUUAACUAAUCCGUCCUGCUAAGCUUUAAAGUAAAGAAAAGUGAAAUUUUAAAGAAUAUGUAUUCCUUAGAUCAGAUAUAUUUCUUAUUUAUUUAUAAGUGCUCAAAGUUUAUUAAAAUCCAUAAAUUGCUGUAUUUUAAAAUUUAGUGUAGGAAAAUUUUUGUUUUCUUUAAAUAUCCUUAUGUGUUCUGUAAUCAAUGCAAAUAAUAUAAAUGUUUAUGAUCCAAUAAAAAAUUGAAACAUCCCAAUAAUAUCAAAAAUUAAAGCCACUUUCGCACUUGCAGUACUAUUUUCCAUCUAUCGAAUGGCUUAUUUGUCAUGCGCGUUGUGGAUGGAUCAAAGGAUUCUAGAUUCAUGUGGCUCUACGCUAAAAUAAUUUAUAUUCCUUUCUCAAAAACAAAACAAAAAAUCAAAAGAAAUGGAAAACAAUUCCUAGAUAUUGUGGAAAUUUUCAUUUGAAUAUGCUCUGUCCCACUUUAUCAACAUUUAAUUUUUUUCUUUAAUUUUUUACAAAAUUUGUACAGCUUGUUUGAGCAUUUGAGUUUAAAGAAUGGUCAACAACUCUUAAACUAUAAAAAUAUUUCACUUUGUAAAUAUAAAAUGUAUUUCCGGUGCAUAAGUUUCUCUGUUACUUUGAAGGGAAGUUUACCGUCCAUUUAAUCAUUUAUUGUUGGAAAUGUGAUUUGCAUAUUUAAUGGCAUAUUUAACUUUUACGUUUGCACUCAUUCAAAUAAAGUGAGUGAUUGUCAGUUCUUAUGUAUUGUAAUUUAGGUGACUUUCUGUUAAUAAAAAUGGGAAAAUAA